AUGAUCUCGCAUACUGCAAAGAGAAGAAAACUCAAUCCCACAGAAACCAACAAUGCUGCGCAGGUCGAGGACAGUCUCCUUGACUCAAGGCUGCGCACCAGCAGCAAUAACUCUGCCGAGUUCACCGAUGAAGCUGAGACAGUCCGGGAUGCACAAAUGAAAGGUUCGGACAAGGCAUCACCCCGGAACGGCGAGAGCAAACGAGUCAAUAUCGAUCGAUCUGCCGAACUCGCGCGUGCGAACGGAUUGUCGAAGUCCGGCCUUUUUAAGCUUCAGACCGAUGAGCUACUCACCGAGCUUAGACCCGACUACGAUAAGUUAGUUUCUCAAGUUCACGACGUACUGAGCAAAGUUAAGGAUACCAUAUGUCGCGUCCCUGACCGACCGUCGAAGCCGCCACUGGAAGCAGAAAGGGAAAUGCGAAAAAUGCAUGGCAUUACUAUACCAUUCCCAUCUCCUCCCCCAGACGGAGAUGCCAAGUAUCCCAUGGCGUUUCGCCCACCAGCCAAUGUUAAUGUUGUGGGCAGUGUUGCUCUCCGGACUGGGAUGCGAAUGGCAGAUCCUUUCAACAUCGAUUUAGCUGUUACCAUGCCUGGUACACUCUUUCAGGAGAAGGAUUAUCUGAACUACAGAUUCUUUCACAAACGAGCAUACUACAUCGCAUGUAUUGCGGCAGGGAUACAAGAGGAGAAGAGCCUCCCCUUAACGUUGAGUUUCGGUCUCCAAGAUGGAGACAGUCUCCGUCCGAUAAUCAUCUUAGAGCCCAGUGAUGAUGCUCCCCAUGACUUGAUCCGUCUAAGGCUACGUAUCCGUAUCAUUACUGCAAUCGAGGAUGACGUCUUUCCAAUUUCGAAGACCCUUCCAACGAAGAAUAACAUUCGGUCCACUGCUCUUGUCAACAAGGAAGGAUCGAAUUGUGAAGAGUCCACUCCUUUCUACAAUAGUUCUCUUCGAUCAGAAGCAACCGUUGCGCCAUAUCAUAGAUACCUUCAUUCAGCUACACAGAAACAUGAAUCUAUGAGAGAUGCAUGCAUCCUUGGCCGAGCGUGGCUCCGGCAACGAGGAUUUGGGACUGCUGUUCAUGACGGCGGCUUUGGGGGCUUCGAAUGGACAGCACUCUUAGCUCUUCUCUUUGAGGGGGGCGGCCCGAAUGGAAAACCCGUUUUGCUGCCUUCGUAUAGCAGUUACCAAAUUUUCAAAGCAACUAUGCAGUUUCUGUCUGGAAGGGAUCUCAUGCAACCUUUAGCGUGGUCUGCCAGGGACGUGGCAUUCCCCCCCGGUGGACCAGUCUUAUAUGAUGGAAAAAGGGGUCUGAAUCUUCUCUACAAAAUGACACCAUGGUCCUAUGCGCUUCUUCGCCAUGAAUCUAAAUUAACUUUGGCGAUGUUAAACGAGUCACGCUUCGAUCAUUUCGACAAGAUAUUCAUUCUUCAGACUAGCCAGCCAGUGCUGAGAUUCGACCGAUUAUUUUUUGUCACCUCUCCGCAGCAAAUGGAUGGAACACUCCAACUUCUCCAGUAUCAACAUACUAUGUAUCAGAUCUUAACCAGGGCACUUGGCGACAGAGUCCGGCUCAUUCACUUGUCAAGUCAGGAUGUCCCGUCUUGGUCACCAGCAACGCACCCAGCGAGCCAGAAAAGUCACAGAACAAUUAUGGUUGGGCUUCUUUUGGACGCUGAAAAUGCUAACCGUCUUGUCGACCACGGACCACCCGCAGAACAGAAAGAUGAGGCUGCGUCGUUUCGGGCAUUUUGGGGUGAGAAAGCCGAAUUAAGGCGUUUCAGGGAUGGAAGGAUUUUAGAAAGCCUCGUAUGGUCAGAACAGGAAUCCGCAAAUUCAGUGGUGUACCAGGUAUUAACCUAUGCGUUGCGUCGUCACCUGAAUAUCUUCGAAGAAUACAUCAGGUGUACUGGCGAAGAGUACGACAAAAGAGUCCGUGAUUUCUGUGGGCCCGUUUCCUCUUCCAGCGGCCCCUUUCAACUUGUUUAUGAUGCUUUUCAGGCUUUGCAACAAUCUCUCCAAAAUAUGGAAGAUAUUCCUCUUUCUGUCAGACAACUCCAACCAGCAAGCCCGCACCUUAGAUUUACGGCACUUUCAGCCAUGUCCGAAGGAAGCAUUGUUAGUGAGCCGGUCGAGGUUAUCCUACAGCUCGAGAGUUCUACAAAGUGGCCAGAUGAUCUUGUCGCCAUUCAACUGACAAAAGUUGCUUUUCUCACAAAAAUCGGCGAUCUCUUGAAGUCUGAUGGGUCUAUCCGUUCAUUUAGGGUCGGCCUAGAAAAUGACUCGAGCAAGAUAUUGAACAGGGCAUUCCUCGACGUCAUACACACAUCCCAGGUUGUUUUUCGUCUGAGAAUCCAUCAUGACCGGGAACAGACUCUACUUGAACGCAAACUCAAGGAAAAGGGCCUUAGUGCUAGUGCGAAAGAGGAGUUUGCCGCAGCACUCUCUGAAUAUAAGCAGCUUUUCAUCCAAGGUCCUCGUCUCACGCAAGCAAUUCGUACGCUCUGUACUCGUUUUUCUCUUCUAUCGCCAACCAUACGUCUCAUGAAACACUGGUUCCAUUCGCACCUUCUUCUUUCUAAUGUCAAGGAAGAAUUUGUCGAAUUACUCACGACACACACUUUUGUUCAAUGUUAUCCAUGGGAAGCUCCUUCAAGUGUCAUGAGUGGCUUCUUCCGAACUCUUCUAUUUAUAUCCAGAUGGAAUUGGCAGCGGGAACCAUUCAUUGUGGAUCUAGGGGGUCUCACUACACAAGAGCUAAGCGUGAUCGAAACGCGUUUCUUGGCAUGGCGAAGUGUCGAUCCCGCAAUGAAGAAAGUUGCUUUAGUUGUCGCUUCUGAAAUAGAUCAGGAUGGCGUCACAUGGACACUCAAUGGAAUGCCCCCUAAGGUUGUGGCAGCUCGGAUCUCGAGUUUGGCAAAGGCAGCCGUGAAUCUGCUCAAGCAGAAAGGCACUGAUAUCAACAUCGAGAGUUUCUUCAAAUCAUCCCUUGCGCCUUAUGAUUUUGUCAUUCACCUUAAUCCAAAACAGACCGGGCAUGAUCGUCGGCAUGAUUCACUUAAGUUCAAAAACAUCGGGAACGCAGUUUCAGACAAGUUCGAACCAUCGAACACCGUAACAUCCUUUCUUCAGGAACUCCAGGCAGCCUUUAGUCAUUGCAUACUGUUUUUUUACGGAGACAAACAAUGCAACGUUAUCGGAGGACUUUGGAAGCCAGAAUUGACAACUCCCAAGCCUUGGGGCUUGAAAAUGGCAUAUUCUACUUGCCCAGCAGCAGCGGAUUCGUCAAGAGAGACAAAUGACGUAACAUUAAACAGGUCUUCCAUUUUGAACGAGAUCGCCAGACUGGGCGGUGCCAUGAUUGAGAGCAUUGAAAUCCAUUGUGACUGA
Rasamsonia emersonii CBS 393.64 is the source of this 3390-nucleotide messenger RNA. RefSeq lists its product as uncharacterized. Gene Ontology annotation, biological process: rRNA processing; tRNA export from nucleus. Gene Ontology annotation, cellular component: small-subunit processome; CURI complex; UTP-C complex. Lineage: Eukaryota; Fungi; Ascomycota; Eurotiomycetes; Eurotiales; Trichocomaceae. Bases 1 to 3390 code for a protein of 1129 amino acids. The record is from RefSeq and is a predicted model, not a curated record. The transcript has a single exon.